Molecule: messenger RNA, 4675 nt
Organism: Homarus americanus (American lobster)
Lineage: Eukaryota; Metazoa; Arthropoda; Malacostraca; Decapoda; Nephropidae
Exons: 6
Coding region: 527-4636 (1369 amino acids)
Source: RefSeq, a predicted model, not a curated record
AGCUGGUGAGGGGAAGGUGUGCGUUCCGUUCCAUUGCGCGGUUUGUGUGUGAAAACUUAUUUACAUUAGUGUCUGUGAAAACCAGGGUAAAUCUUUGUGAUAAAACAACACUCUAAAUGACACUAUAAGUAUUCUCUCUAAAGAAAAUGAGAGAAAAAAGGACUUAAUUUGUGAAAACGUGAUGACACUUGUUGCUGUGAAAAUUGGAACUACUUUUGUUCUUCAUAAUUCGACGAUUUAAAAGCUGUAGGUUGAACAUGUAGAUAAUAGUGCUGAAUGGUUUGGGGAAAAAAAGACAUAGAUAACUCGUGGAUAAAGAUCAUAAGUCACUGGAUUCUACCACACCCAGAGGACGCCCACGGUCUCCUGAAGCGGAUUCUCUGUUGACAGAUGACCGUAUCAGCGAGGUCAGAAAGUCAGACUGCAUGCCUGACCCUGGCUCCGUCAUCCGGGCAGCAUGAAGCGACGCAAGCACGCCCACGUCCACCUGCUGUAGAUAACCCAUAACCACGCCCUCCAGGGAGAGAUGGCCUCCACCAGGACCCCGGGCCAGAGGACUCGUGGCCAGUGGGGGUCAGAGGUCACUCCACCGGCCAGAGACCCCCCCAAUGACCCCUACUCCGAGAUUGAGUUGUACCUGAGGAAGGCUGAGGAGGAGAUCAGCGCGGUGUUCGUGGAGCCUGAAGCCAGACCAGCCAGCCGGGAGAACCACCCUCCACGCCCACGCACGCCCGCACGCCCACCACUGCUAGACGGACAAGCAUCGCCGUCUAAAAUCCGCAAAGUUUACAGUGGUGUUGGUGAGACGCCCACGUGCUCUGUGAGGCGUCAGGGGUCCACCCCGUCCUCACACCCCAGACGUCGUGUCCCCUUCUUCAGGAAGACCCGCCGCGUCUCAGCCCCCGCCCUCACCACUGCUCAAGUCCGCAAUGGUGGCUCUACCCCGCCCCCCUGGCAGCCCCGGACGGACCCGCAUCUGCAGCAGUGGUCCAAGGGCUUGCUGAAGGACUUUCAUUCCCUGGUGGAGGAAGAGAUCCGUACCCUUCACGGCCACCCCCCUCCACGACACACCAAUAACGGGGCCCCGGUAGACUUUAACUUCCAGAGAUUCUUGAGUGGUGACAGCGGCCAGGGAGUAGACGUCGCCAGGAGGAGUCGCCGUACUGGAGAGCGUGACAGUGUCGGCCAGCGUGGCGAGGAUGGUGGCAGGGAGAGGCGGCCAGUGAGGCGGGUGACUCUCCCCGGCCCUGUCAGCAACAACAUGGGCGCCACACACAGUGCAGGCCGCGACGACACCUUGACGGGGGAGCGGCAGGGGGCCUUCAAGACCUACACGUUGCCACGCUCAGGAGGCCACCGUAGCGUCAGUCUCUGCGGGGCCGGUGCCAUCACCUACCGCGCCUCCGCCGCCCAUCCCGACGACACCGACGUCAGCUGUCAACUACUUCGGGUCAAUCCUCGCUUCUCUCGCUCACACUCACUGGACGAGGGCGCCGGCCUCAGCCCCUGGGCGCUUCACCACCUCUCAGUCAUUGAUGGCGCCCACGCUGAGCCGCCCACGCCCGCGGACGCGAGCAACAGCACCAGUCAGGCCACCCUCUACCCCAUCGCUCAGUCUGAACCUGUUGAUGUCCCCGCCACGCCCCGCAGCGCCCGGGAUGCCGCCGCUCACAGCCUGUGUGAGGGCCACUACGGCAAGAUAAGGAAGACGGGGUACGCGGAGAAACACAAUGAACAGUUCCGGCCAAGUAUAGUAGAACGGCGCCAGGUGAACGGCGGCGGUCGGGGGCUGGCCAACGGGUGGAAGGACCACACCCAGCCCGCCCACCUUGCUGGUGCCGCCCACACUGACGCCACCAACUUUACCGACACCGCCAAGCUGCACAAGGCCUCAGAGACCUUCCUUAACACUAACGGUUCUUCAGCCUUCACGCCGUCGGAUCUGAGGAAGGGCGUGAGUGAGUCGUGGGAGUGGGCGGACCAGGAGGGCGCGUGUAGUCUUACUGACCGCCCGUGUGACCCCGAGGCGUGUCCACACUGUCGUGCCAGGUUGUUGUCUUCCACCACAGAUGAAAAGUCGACAAUUAACACUACAGACAACCCGGAGGAGACGACAGUGGUGGUGCCUGGGGAGGCAACAAGAGAAGCGGACGCCUCUGAGUAUAGGGAAAGAGUGUCAGUGUGUGUCACUGCUCCUGAAGUGACAGAUGACAAUAACUUUGAGGAAGUUAACAUGUUGGAUCUAGAACUGCCAGGAGAGAGACUGGCGUGUGGCAGAGAGUGUGGUGGGUCAGGGCGUAAGAGUGAGCCGUCCUUACUGAGCGUGAUAACACCUGGACAGCUGGACGCUCGCCGCCACACACUGCCGACCCCCAGGGUGUACGGCAGCCUGUCUCUCUUGUCAGCUCCCGCCCCGACCUUCAACACGUCGUCCUGGGAGACGCUGCCACCCGCUGACGAGCUGGAGGUGGAGCUGGAGGAGAAGCCCAUCACAGGGAGUGUAGUGCGGCCUCUCUCCCGCACCUCCAUCAGCCCCACGUCCUCCCGCUCUCUCAACUCGUCCCUCUCCUCACUGUCCCUUCUGAGUGUCCACCGAUCCCACUCUGAGUGUGACUCCUGGCCGUCGUCACCCGUCACUCAGCAGUACCUCACCCCGGAGAUAUUCUUCGACCCCACUACCAUCGCAUGUCACACGCCGGAUGACCUGGUCUUCAAGGAUUGGGAUGACGGAGACGUGAUCAUGACGGAGACCGAAGGAAGGAUGGAGGGCCCCAGGGAGUCGGGUGGUGAGGGCCAGGCGUCGUACAGUAAGGCGUCAGGACACGCCCCCUGGCCGGAGCCCAUCACCGGUCUCCUGCAUCUGACACCUGUUGGGGCUCAGGGCCGCAGGGAUAUAAUCUUCUCCGUCUCCAUCCCUGAGAACCGCAAGAAAGACAAACACAAAACUAAUCCAUCUUUCAGCUCCCCGUAUGAAAGUAGUGAUAUCAGUACUGUGUGUGAUGCGUCGGAGGCAGAGGAGACGACCAGGGAGGAGGCGAAGAAGGAGAGAACAGACGCACCUUCAGAUACUUUGUGUCCUCGCCUCGCCACCAUCACCCUCCAAGACGAAGCCAAGGGUGACCUCAGGCCAAAGAGAGAGACGUCUAACCGCAGCGACACGAAAGACUGCAGCGUGACUGACCUCUCUAGUAGUAGUGUGGUGGAGGGCUCGGCAGUGCCUCCUCUCUCCUGGCAACUGCGGGAGGAGGCCAGAGACCGCUGUGACGUCGACCUAAGGAAGCCGCCCCCAAGGUACCGCAGCUUCUCCCUGGACGAGACCCGUACCACCCUGCAUAACCAAAACACGAGGCUCGUCAACUCCUCCACCCAGUCGCACCGCCCGGAGGCUCUGGAUGACUUCCUCCGUGCUGUAGAGUCUCGGAUCCGUCGUGGCAGUAUGGACCAGCCGCCCCAGGACCUGCCUCCUCCCCCAUGCUUCCCCCCGUCGCCCCUCUCCACCCCAGCUUCCACCCCGGUUUCCACCGCCGCCCACGACCUAUCGUUUUCCUCUACGGUGGUCUUCGACGCCUUCACACAGACCACGCCCGCGCCCACGCCCCCGCCGGCUUCCAGGGCGUCCUCAGAUACCUGGCUCAGUGAGUAUGGCUGCGACGACUUGGCCUCCAUGGAGCCUUGCGCCUCGUCCCUGGCUCUGAGCGCCACCGAGGACGACUAUGGCGAGGACUACGUCGACGAUGAUGACGACUGGUCUCGUGACGGGUCCCUCUCCUCCUCCUCACCGCCGCCCACGCCAGCGUCCAUGCCCCGCGACGACUCCUCCCUGUCGCUGUCAGAGUCGCUGGACACACUCGACCUUAAUGGAGAAUCUGGAAUCGGCACAGUGUCGACGCGGCCCUCAGUCAGCCCUCACCCUCACGUCACCCUCGACCUCUCGGGCUCCAACCUCUCCUCGGAAGACACUGGCCUGGAGAACAGCUUCGAGCGUCGCAUCCGACGGUACAUACCGCACAACCGCAGCGGGAGGGAGAGUGAACACAGCUCUCACUACCGUCCACGCCGCCCCAGACCACGACACCAUGAACAGUGGGUCCGACGUGAAGACCAGACCACUCAGACGGACCCUGAGCCGCCCACGCUCGCCCACAGCAUCGACGAGGACAGUCAUGACAGUUACCGUGAGUCUAAUGAGACGCUGGAAGGUAGUCGUGGAGGAUCAGUGGAGCGGAUGGUGAGGCACACACACAGUGAGCCUCGCCUGGACUCCGCCAUAAUACCUGUGGCAGGGGUGCUCAGGGGCGUGUAUAGCGAGGCCGCCCUCCCGCCCCUCCCGCUGCAUCACUCCUCCCGUACUCCCUUCACGCCCUCAGCACCUACGUUACCCACGCUGACGGAGGACAAGCCCCCUAAAGCUCCGUCAAAACCCACGCGGCCUCGUCACCUGUCGCUAGUGUCCCCCAACCACCAGUCGUCGCCGGGGAAGGCUUGCUCGGCCCCCACCCUAGAGACGCGCCCCGCCCAGCCCCACGCGGCACACACCCCCGCCACCACGCCCUCUGAGGACUCUUCUGGAGAGACGCCGAUGCUGACGACCAGAGCUCAAUCCUCCAAGGAAAUAGCAGGUGAGUCGCUUAAUUAACUAGUACACCUUGUUAACUCACCUGUGUAGAGGCUCGUA